CUAUGAAGCCUCGCCAGAAAUGUUGUUCACACUGUCCGGGAAAAUUAACAGCAUCAUUCGAUUUGGGAGAACACGUUUGUCCUCUUCCAAAAUACAUAAGUGGAAACUUAAAACUUACUUCUCUAAAAAAUGCCGUGCCCGGGGAGGAGGAACGAUCCGAAAGAUUGUCGAAAAAAGCCCCAGAAUCAAUUCCGGAACGAUCUGAUUCCUGCAAUGAUAGAUUUGCAAUCGCUAAAAAAUUUCACGCAGACAAUCUUCAGCAUCAGCCACUACCUGAUAAAGUAGACGAUGCUAUUUUUACAAAUACAAAAUUUCCCAAGCCAAUGGAAAAUUUGUGCUCAAGAUGCAAAACCAUCGAAAGGUGCAGGAAAAUAAUUCCUAGAUUGAAAAGAGACCAUCAGUCACAAAAUAGAAAAUUCGGGCCAGCAUUGGGAUGCAAAAAACCUGAAACUUAUAUGGAUCUCGCGAUUUGUUGGGAAACUCCCAUCGAUCCUGAAUACGAACCAAGAAGGGCGCAUCAUAUUGACGGAUCUGAUGGUGGACCAGCUCCUGCAGUUUUUUCUCUAGUUCAACAUUCCCUCACUUCCUCAGACAAAAUUGUUCAACAAUGCCAAGGCUGCAAUCGACAAUUAGAGAAAAAUGAUGAUCAGCCGAAAAAUGGAAAUCAGGAAGAGGAAGAUGAGGGCAAAAAUUGCGACCUCUGCGAGAAUUUCGACUCUAUUCGAAUCUCGGCUGAAGAUAACAGGAAAAAUAAUUACAUAAAAUCGAAUCUUGGUUUUAGACAGAGACCUAAACAUGCAAAUCAAUUGAGACAUUGUACUGCCUGUGACGCGAUGGGGAAAGGAACCGGGAAUAACUGCAAUAAAGCACAGGAUUCGAGACUAAUUCAAUCAGCCUCCUGUUUUGCAAAAAAUAAAAAUUGUCGUAGGAAUGGUUUACCGACGAAGUUUCAGAUUCCGAGACCUAAAACUCCAUUUGCCAGGAGAUCUUUUUGCAUUGAUACACUUGCUCCUCCUUUUAGCAUAAUUCAGGGAUGUAGGGAUGCUGAUUAUCCAGAGCACUGGAGACUCACUUCGGUUUAUCAGCAAUCUUAUAGAAAUCCGAAAAAGCAGAAGGGAACGAUUUUACAUUAUUAA
This is a messenger RNA of Belonocnema kinseyi, 1136 nucleotides long. RefSeq lists its product as uncharacterized. The transcript is spliced from 3 exons. NCBI's taxonomy places the organism in Eukaryota, Metazoa, Arthropoda, Insecta, Hymenoptera, Cynipidae. The record is from RefSeq and is a predicted model, not a curated record. Bases 3 to 1136 code for a protein of 377 amino acids.